AUGACAAGUACGCCUGGCCGGAGUCCUGGUUCUUUUCGUGGUUAUACAGAUGAACAGAAAGCUUUACGUGCUAAACUUGAUUUGAUCAUUAAAUGGGGACGUGAUUUAAAAAGUAAUGUUAUGAAACAAUCGUGUAAAGCUUUACAGACAAAUAAUACGGAUACACAUGAAGCAAUCGAUCAAAUUCAUGAUGAUUUAGAUGAUUAUAAACGUAAAUUAGAUCGUGAACUGGGUAUUAUGCAUGAUAUAUGUGAUGCAUUAACAAUAAAUAAUCAAUUAAGAAAUGGCGAUGAAGAAAAUCUUAGUGAUGAAAUUCUUGAAGCAUUACGUCGUUCACCAACAUAUACAUCACUUGAACAACAUAUAUUUGAUGAUCAGAGGUCACGUAUUCGUGUUUCAACUGCGCGAUCAUUGUCUCAACAACGAAAUAUUGAAGAAGAUGAUAGUCAAAUUAUUGACGACAGUGAUGACGAAAUUAUUGCAUUGAGUGAUGAAGAUACUCCGGGACGAUCGAGUAUUACCCAGAAGAAAGUUGUAUGGACUUCAUCAGAAAUUCAAAUUACAAGUGGCAAUUCUCAGUCACAAUCAUUACAUAACCCAUAUCGUAUCGGUAUUGCUGAUCCAAGUAUACGAUCUAUGUUUUUACCGCCACCACCACCACCACUAAGUUCUCAAACAUUGUUAUCAUCAUCGAGUGGUGGAAGUAGACGGUCACAAACUUCGAAUCGAAAAAUCUCGCCCACAAAACGAGGGAAUGGAACUAAAUAA
Molecule: messenger RNA, 768 nt
Organism: Rotaria socialis
Lineage: Eukaryota; Metazoa; Rotifera; Eurotatoria; Philodinida; Philodinidae
Source: the annotation of a GenBank genome assembly